Messenger RNA from Astyanax mexicanus (Mexican tetra), 3279 nucleotides. It is a transcript of the gene tlcd5b, whose product is annotated as TLC domain containing 5b. The record is from RefSeq and is a predicted model, not a curated record. The transcript has 4 exons. Bases 566 to 1288 code for a protein of 240 amino acids. Gene Ontology annotation, cellular component: membrane. NCBI's taxonomy places the organism in Eukaryota, Metazoa, Chordata, Actinopteri, Characiformes, Acestrorhamphidae.
UUCUCCAAUGGCGUCCUUGGCAACGGCGAGUUUGAAACGGAAGAUAACGGAAGACAAGAACUGACCGUUAACAACCGUUAAUAACCGUUAUUAGAGGCUGAGAGCGAAGCGGGCGGACACACACAGCAGCAUCCAUCUAACUUCCUUCUCUCACUCAAGAAGAUGGUGUGAUCUUAAGCUGUCAGACAAAGCAUUUCACACUAGUUUCCUCCCCUGACCUGUGAGGCCAUUGGGCCUUUGACUGAAUGGCUCCAUCUUGUUUGGAUCUGGGCCAGGGCGCACAGGGAGUACUGAGACGCUAAUCUCUUAAGAGGCUCAAGCUAGCUUGUGAACUCUGGGAGGGCACAGAGAAGUGAGCGAGGAAAAGCGCGUUGUGAUUUGGAGCUGUCAUGGAAAAUAUGAAGAUGUGUUCUCGUCUGAUGUGGGAGGCCACCUGCAGAGAGCCACUGAAGGGCACUGGAGACAGGUAGUGGUGUCCAGUCUGAGAGCACUGCAGAAGGAUGCUGAGAUAUCUGCUGCAGCAGGACGUGGGAGCCUAGCACUUGCUAUGAGUGACAGCUAAGCCAUGACGCUGUUUUUAGUGGAGACGAGCUGCAGCCUGAUUGGCUGGCUCUGCCUCUACAUACUGCUGUGUUACGUUAAUGGGAAGCGGGGCUUUGAGUGGAAUUGCCGGCUGGUCACCCUAAUCCAUGGGGUCCUCAUCGUCUGUGUGACUGCUUACAUCGGAUUUGUGGAUGGACCAUGGCCAUUUACGCACCCUGGGUCAGAAAACACCCCUCUCCAGAUGUUUGCUCUGUUGCUCAGCCUGGGCUACUUUCUCUUCGACAUGAUCUGGUGUGUGUACUUCCGUACAGAGGGUCCAGUCAUGCUGGCCCACCACACUUUGAGCAUUCUGGGUAUCGUGUCAGCACUGGGCAUGGGUGAGUCUGGCAUUGAGACAUGUGCUGUGCUAUUUGGCAGCGAGAUCACCAACCCCCUCCUUCAGGCCCGCUGGUUCCUCAAGCAGACAGGACGCUACGACAGCCUGACCGGAGAUGCUGUCGACCUCCUCUUCAUCACUCUCUUCGCCUCUGUACGCAUGGGCAUCGGCGGCCGCAUGCUGUACUGUGAGCUGACCUCCCCCAAACCUAAAAUGGUGAUGAAGUGGGGCGGUGUGGCCAUUUAUGGCCUCUCUUGCCUCUUUAUGGUGGACAUUGCACGCUUCGCCUGUCGAAAGACUCGGACCAAGUACAGGAGGUGGCAGGAGCAACGGAAGCUUGAAAACACUAAUGGACAUGCAGGAAAGUGAAGUAAUGGACCAAAGAUGUGGACUAGAAGACUGUUUUGCAUUUUGUUUAAGUAAUAACUUGAAAUUAAGGUCCUUCAAAGACUUUAUGAGAUGAGUACUGGUGAUGUGGGAAAAGUCUAUUUAUUAACUUGCAACAGUACAAACCAGCAGCACGAUUACUAGAGUUAAAAUUACCAACUGAUAUGAAACUUUUAUAGACAAUGCAAUUUAAAAUUUUAGAUUUUCUUUUAUUCACAGGUGGAAUCAGGUUAGCAGUGCUUUGUUCAUGGCUCCAGACUAACACCAUUAUGUCGUCCGGAAGCUAAAAAAAAGCACAGGGACAAGAUAAAAAAAAAAAAAAACUCGUGUGCGAACAAAGUUGUGUGCGGCAGACACACAUACAUUCUUACACAUUCUAUUGAAUUGUUUUUUUUAUUUAAUUGGGUAAAUAUAAAUGUCGUAACUGAAUGUAUGGUAUAAUUGCCUAAUUGUGUUGCUAGGGCUGGACAGUAAAAAAAGGAUACAUUUUUUGUAAUAAUAGUAAUAUUAUUUUAAAACUCAAUUUGAAUUUUUGUACUUUUCAUCUCUUGUAAGGCAUUCUUGUCAGUGUUUUUUGUGACCUCUAUGUUGUUCAUGUCGAUAUCAUUAUUAUAUCAUACUUGACCAAAAUUAAGAAAUAUAUUGUGAUAUGAACUUUGGCCACAUUGUCCAGCCCUUAGCCCUAACUAUAUAUAAUAUAGUAUAAUAAAUAUUAUGGCCUUGUAUAUUAUGGUUUGUACUCAGAUUCACCAGUUCAGCCAGUAUUAUUGUCAGAUAGUUAAACAGGGGUGACUUGCAUUGACUUUCUCACUAGCAUAGAUGUCUUACGUUCCAAAAAUUGAUGUUAUUAUGAGUGCAUUUUCUGGAUUUGCUGAUACCGUUAAAAACAAAGUUCAUCAAUAUUGGCUUAUACCAUUGGUUAAACAAUAUUAAUGUCAGGCCUACUGAACGAUCUACUUUCACAUAUUCAUAAUUCCACAAUGGCCAUAAUACUGAAAUCCAUUUCUUUACACUUUUUAAUAACUGAAUAAUGGAUUAUUUGCUACAAUCUGAUGUUUAUAAGAUAAAAUGACUUGUGAAUUAUUAUACUUGUGAUUUAGCCUAAGCCCUCAAUGUUGCCAGUUGUUUUACAUGCUUCAUUUUAUAUUUUUUUGUGUCAUGUUGUCUGUGGCUGGUUUUGAAAGGGAUUGUAAAGCAGCCAAGAAGUUGCCUAUCAAAGUAAUUUUUCAUUUUUUAACUGUAAAUGUAGUGAUUUAGAGUGUCCAGUGAUACACUGAUGUAAUUUCUAUUUUUUGCUUGCUGUUUAGUUGAUGCUUUAUGAACAUUUUUGCUAUAACUGCUUAUGAAAAGGCCAUAAAAAAUGCUGAUAUGAUGCUUUUUCUGACCACAGUGCUCUUAGCUUGGUGGUGAACCUAAAUUAUAUCUGUUCGACAGUAGUCCUGUGGUUAGAGAUUGACCAGUGCUGAAUAAGGUGGAGGGGGGCUGAUAUAAUAUAGUGUUACCUAUAUUCUAGAGCGCAUAUACUGUAUAGUCUGUGUCUGAAAUGUAAGAAAUGCUGCCUACUUAGGCAGGAUUCUGAGGCAGAAAGCAAACCAGUCUUGUCUGAAUCAAUGUUUUAUUGGGUGAAAAUGAUAAUAGCUAAUGAUCACACAGCUAAGCACUCAUAUGUAGUAUGAGCAGUAAGCAGUUGAUAUCUUGAAAUCAUCAGAAUAUAGUGUUUCAUUUUUUUUGGUUUGAUUUAGACACAGAGACCUUCAUUAUUACACUGCAUUUAAAGUGAGUCAGUGUGGACAGCAAGGCAUCAAGUCAGCAUUUGUUUUGUUCAGACAGCAAUAGUGAGUGGCCAGUGAGUAGAAGUGGAGUGGUCGGUGAGUUGAGUUCUUAUAUUGUCUUUUUCAGUGGGAACCACCAGAUGGCGUGAUUGUUCUCUGUAUACGUCUCUUCAAAAACACUAAUAAAGUUUUUGCAGGAGG